AUGUUUGCACGGAUGAAUGCUGGUGCGGAUGUAAGAUCUAUUUUGAAUGAAUACUUUCAAAAAUUCUUGGUCACAACAAGUAAUGGAGGAGUUUACCACACCAAUCCUUACUACGACCAAACAAGUUUAGGACUGAUCAUAUCAAGAUGCAAAGCUAGAAAGACUGGUUCCGACUUAAAGGGAGUUGCUUGCAUCGAUUUCAAUGUUUAUGAUUUGUUUUCUGAAAUUGAUUUAUUUGAUUUAUACUCAAAUAUGUAUCCAUUUCUGGUUAAUUCUGAUGGCAAAGUAAUUCUACAUCCAUAUCUAAAUCCACCGUCCGAAAAAUAUCGGGAUCCAUUCCUUCCUGAGAUAUCUGAUUUGGAACAAGAGGACAAUGGCAUGAACAUUAAGGAAUUGGAAAAAUGUAUUAAAGAAAAGUUGGAUAAUCAAUUUAGCUUGAAACAGCAAAGAUACAAAAAUAAGUUAUUAAUUUCAUCAGAAAUAUUCAUUGUGAAAUCGUAG
This is a messenger RNA of Helobdella robusta, 501 nucleotides long. RefSeq lists its product as hypothetical. Lineage: Eukaryota; Metazoa; Annelida; Clitellata; Rhynchobdellida; Glossiphoniidae. The record is from RefSeq and is a predicted model, not a curated record. The transcript has 2 exons. The coding region runs from base 1 to 501 and encodes 166 amino acids.